Messenger RNA from Lontra canadensis (Northern American river otter), 957 nucleotides. RefSeq names its product olfactory receptor 2K2. The transcript has a single exon. Gene Ontology annotation, cellular component: membrane. NCBI's taxonomy places the organism in Eukaryota, Metazoa, Chordata, Mammalia, Carnivora, Mustelidae. Gene Ontology annotation, biological process: G protein-coupled receptor signaling pathway. Gene Ontology annotation, molecular function: olfactory receptor activity; G protein-coupled receptor activity. The record is from RefSeq and is a predicted model, not a curated record. Bases 7 to 957 code for a protein of 316 amino acids.
AAGGAAAUGCAAGGAGAAAACCUCACCGUUUGGAGCUUUUUUUUCCUGGAGGGUUUUUCUAGAUACCCAACAUUAGAGAUUGUCCUCUUCGUCUUCAGCCUUGUGAUGUUCCUGAUAACUCUCUUGGGCAACAGCACUCUGAUCUUGAUCACUGUCCUAGAUGCACGCCUCCAAAGCCCCAUGUACUUGUUCCUUGGAAAUCUCUCUUUCAUGGAUAUUUGUUACACAUCUGCUUCCAUUCCCACUUUGCUGGUGAACGUGCUGUCAUCCCAGAAAACCAUUAUGUUUUCUGGGUGUGCCGUUCAGAUGUAUCUGUCUCUUGCCAUGGGCUCCACAGAGUGCGUGCUCCUGGCUGUGAUGGCAUAUGACCGCUACCUGGCCAUUUGCAACCCCCUGAGGUACCCCGUCCUCAUGAACAGGCAGGUCUGUGUGCAGAUGGCUGCUGCCUCCUGGGUGACGGGUUGUCUGACCGCCCUGCUGGAAACCAGUUUUGCCCUGCAGGUACCCCUCUGUGGGAAUCUCAUUGAUCACUUCACAUGUGAGAUCCUCGCCGUGCUGAAGUUAGCUUGUGCAGAGUCACUGCUCGUGGACAUGGUCAUGCUGGUGGUCAGUGUGCUCCUCCUGCCGAUCCCGAUGCUCUUAAUUUGCAUCUCUUAUGUCUUCAUCCUUUCCACCAUCCUGAGAAUCAGCUCAGCCAAGGGAAGAAGCAAAGCUUUUUCGACCUGUGGCGCGCACUUGACCGUGGUGAUCUUGUAUUAUGGGGCUGCCCUCUCCAUGUACCUAAAGCCUUCUUCCUCGAGCUCACAGGAAGUAGAUAAGGUCAUCUCACUGCUCUAUGGAGUGCUGACCCCUAUGUUGAACCCCAUCAUUUACAGCUUAAGAAACAAAGAAGUCAAAGCUGCCAUGAGAAAAGUGCUGGGCCAGAUACCAUUGUAUCGAACACAUGAAAGUCUCUGA